AUGGAUGUUAACAGUACCAAUCAAGUUACCGAUAUGUAUAGUACGCCAAUUGGCGGAACUGUCGGAAGUUACGUAAACGAUGUCUUCACGAACUUAACUUGGGUGCAGAUUUUUUGUACGACAGUUGUCUUGAUAUUUACCUAUGACCAGGUGAUGUACCAGUUGCGUAAGGGUUCCAUAGCUGGUCCAAGAGUCAAAAUGUGGCCGAUAAUUGGCCCAUUCCUUGAAUCUUUAGACCCAAAGUUCGAGGAAUAUAUGGCCAAGUGGAACUCUGGUCCUUUAUCGUGUGUUUCCAUUUUUCAUAAGUUCGUCGUAAUUGCCUCGGACAGAGAUUUGACCAGAAAGAUUUUGGCUUCUCCUAAAUAUGUUAAACCUUGUGUUGUUGAUGUUGCCGUUAAGAUUUUGCGACCAUCGAAUUGGGUAUUUUUAGAUGGAAAGGCACAUUCCGAUUACAGAAGAUCCUUAAAUGGCUUGUUUAGACUGAAAGCUCUUGAGAUCUAUAUCCCAGUUCAAGAGAAGUAUAUGGACAAGUAUUUGGAAAAGUUCACGAACUUCGAUGGUCCUCGCAAGUUCUUCCCCGAAUUUAGAGAAUUAUUGUGUGCUCUUUCCUUGAGAACGUUUUGUGGGGACUACAUUACUGAGGAACAGAUUAAGUUGAUUGCUGACAACUACUAUCGUAUUACUGCUGCCUUGGAGUUAGUUAACUUCCCCAUCAUUAUUCCAUACACUAAGACUUGGUAUGGUAAAAUGAUAGCCGAUGACACCAUGAAGAUUUUUGAAUCUUGUGCUGCAAUGGCUAAAAAACAUAUUAAUGAGGAGAAUGGCACUCCUACUUGUAUUAUGGAUGAAUGGAUUUCUUUGAUGAAAGAUGCAAGAGAAAAACAUUCAGAAGAUGCCGCUUCAAAAUUAUUGAUUCGUGAAUUUUCCAACAGGGAGAUAUCGGAGGCAAUAUUUACAUUUCUUUUUGCGUCGCAAGAUGCAUCAUCAUCCUUGGCUUGCUGGUUGUUUCAGAUUGUAGCCGACCGCCCAGAUGUCGUCAAAAAAAUUCGUGAAGAACAGCUUAAAGUGCGUGACAAUGACCCAUCUAAGCCCUUGUCUUACGACUUAAUUAAUGAGAUGACCUACACCAACUUCGUCGUUAGAGAAUCGCUUCGUUACAGGCCACCUGUUCUCAUGGUUCCCUACGUUGUUAAGCAAAAAUUCCCCGUCACUGAGACUUAUUCUGCCCCUAAAGGAUCUAUGCUUAUUCCGACUUUGUAUCCAGCUUUACAUGAUCCGGAAGUGUAUGAUGACCCAGAUUCGUUUAUUCCUGAGAGAUGGUAUGAUGCAUCUAAGGAAAUGACAAAUAGAAACUGGUUGGUGUUUGGAACGGGUCCACAUGUCUGUUUGGGUCAAAAUUAUGUCCUCAUGUUAUUCACUGGCAUGUUGGGUAAGUAUAUGAUGAAUGCUGACUUGAUUCACCAUAAAACACCAUUGUCAGAGGAGAUCAAGGUAUUUGCAACUAUAUUUCCCAAAGAUGACUUAAUCAUGGAAUGGCAUUCUAGGGACCCUUCUAAAUUAUAA
Messenger RNA from Meyerozyma guilliermondii ATCC 6260, 1563 nucleotides. RefSeq names its product C-22 sterol desaturase (gene ERG5). Gene Ontology annotation, molecular function: iron ion binding; monooxygenase activity; oxidoreductase activity, acting on paired donors, with incorporation or reduction of molecular oxygen. Lineage: Eukaryota; Fungi; Ascomycota; Pichiomycetes; Serinales; Debaryomycetaceae. The coding region runs from base 1 to 1563 and encodes 520 amino acids. The record is from RefSeq and is a predicted model, not a curated record. The transcript has a single exon. Gene Ontology annotation, biological process: sterol metabolic process.